CACCACCACACCUCCUCUGAGUGACCAUGGAUCCUGGAGCAGGGUCUGACACAUCUCUGACUGUCAACGAACAGGUCAUUGUGAUGUCUGGUCAUGAGACAAUCCGAGUAUUGGAAGUUGGAGUGGAUGCCCAGCUCCCAGCUGAAGAUGAAGGCAAAGGCCUGGAGACCGUGGCCGCUGAUACCUCCCAGAGUGGCGGCCCCACUGAGGCAGACAAGUCCACACAAGAAACAAGACCAGAAAAUCCAGACCCCUCUGCAGAGGCAACUGUGAAAUCACUGACCGGGAUCACACCCAGCCCUGUGCCCACUGCUGCCACCUUUAACCAAGUAUCCAACCAGCCUCCAGCACCACAGACCCUGACACCGCUGGCUGUACAAGCCACUCCCCAGGUCUUGACUCAGGAAAACUUAGCAACAGUUCUGACAGGAGUAAUGGUUCCAGCAGGAGCUGUUACUCAACCUCUUCUUAUCCCCAUCAGUAUUGCAGGUCAAGUGGCUGGUCAGCAGGGGCUGGCCGUGUGGACAAUUCCUACAGCAACCGUGGCUGCCCUCCCAGGACUGACCGCUGCUUCUCCCACGGGGGGGAUUUUCAAACCGCCUUUAGCUGGUUUGCAAGCGGCUGCUGUCCUGAACACCACUCUACCAGCUCCUGUGCAGCCUGCACCGCCCCUGCAGGUUUCCCCGCCUGUCCAGUCCCGGCCUCCUGCCGCCCAGCCCCAGACGCUGUUCCAGCCCCAGCCACUACUGCAGACCCCACCUGCCAUCCUGCCACAGCCUGCUGCCACCCCUGCCCCCAAGCCAGCAGACACUCCUUCGCAGAUCACAGUCCAACCUGCGGGCUUCGCAUUUAACCCAGGAAUUAUCAGUGCUGCCUCCCUUGGGGGACAGACCCAGAUCCUGGGUUCAUUGACCACCACCCCAGUGAUCGCCAAUGCCAUUCCCAGCGUGCCUGGGAUCACAAGCCAGAUCUUGACCAACGCACAAGGGCAGGUCAUUGGAACGCUUCCAUGGGUGGUAAACUCAGCCAGCAUAGCAGCCCCAGCUCCAGCACAGAAUCUGCAGGUCCAAGCUGUGACCCCUCAGCUACUACUGAACGCCCAGGGCCAAGUGAUUGCUACACUGGCCAGCAGCCCUCUUCCCCCUGCAGCAGUCCGGAAGCCCAGUACCCCAGAGUCACCCGCCAAGAGUGAGGUGCAACCCAUCCAGCCCACACCAGCUGUGUCCCAGCCAGCUGUGGUCAUCACCAGCCCAGCCCCAGCGGCCAAGCCUUCUGCUUCUGCUCCUAUCCCUAUUACCUGUUCAGAGACUCCUACUGUCAGUCAGCUGGUGUCUAAGCCCCAAGCCCCAAGUCUGGAUGAAGAUGGGAUAAACUUAGAAGAGAUCCGGGAGUUUGCGAAGAACUUUAAGAUCCGGCGGCUCUCCUUGGGCCUUACCCAGACUCAGGUGGGCCAGGCUUUGACUGCCACAGAAGGACCUGCCUAUAGCCAGUCAGCAAUAUGCCGGUUUGAGAAGUUAGACAUCACCCCUAAGAGUGCCCAGAAGCUGAAACCUGUCCUGGAGAAGUGGCUGAACGAGGCAGAGCUUCGAAACCAGGAAGGUCAGCAGAACCUGAUGGAGUUUGUAGGUGGAGAGCCUUCCAAGAAACGGAAACGGCGCACGUCCUUCACCCCACAGGCCAUUGAGGCCCUUAAUGCCUACUUCGAAAAGAACCCUCUGCCCACUGGUCAGGAGAUCACGGAGAUCGCUAAGGAGCUCAACUAUGACCGAGAAGUUGUGAGGGUCUGGUUCUGCAAUCGACGCCAGACACUUAAGAACACCAGCAAGCUGAAUGUCUUUCAGAUUCCCUAGGGGCUUAGUGGAGAGGACCACUCCCCUCCCCGAGGGCCUGCGUUUUAGCACUUUGUAUUCUUUCCCUGGCACCCAGCCUGCAACUGCCACUCCCUGAGUGCUGCAGCCAGCCCUUCACUUGGUGUAGCUGCAUUAAUCCUGGGUCAUGGUACCCCACAGUGGGCUGCAUGCAUGUCUGAUGCCCAGCUCCUCCCUCCACCUGUGCUCCACGGCAGGGAGAGGGAAGAGGGGCAGCUCUGAGGGACCCAGGUUCUUGGUGGAGGAGCCAAACCAGAGGAACUAAUGAUCUCUGGAGAAAAGCACUUUGCAAAAGUGGUUUUAAGGGGGGAAUUCUAGUUAGGAAUCCAAAUGCCUGCCCCUAGGAGGGGUUAGCAAGUCCAAGGGGACACUGACCAUUACACUCUUGUUUUCUAUGACAUCCUCUGUCCAGCCCCCGCUUCUCCUUUAGGUCCCUCUGUGGCUGUGUACAGAGAAGGCACAGCUUCAUUCAGCCUCCUGACCCUGUCAGGUGCCAGGCCUGUCCCUUUUCAAGGAUCCAUGAGGAAGGAAUAAAUGAAGCUUGGGGUGCUGUUCAGGAGAUGGGUUCCCAGAACCAUGUCCCUGAAUGCUGAACCCCUUUGUCAUAUGUCUGCUACCACUCCCUUAUCCUUCCCAUCCCUACCCUUGUUCCUUUGGAAACAAAUUGCACUAACGCAGAUUCCUUUAUUCCAUGGUUCUAAUGGGAGGAGAAAAUAUUGAUUACUAGGCCCCUAGCUGCCCAUGCCUUCAGUGGAACAGAGGUCCUGGGUCAUUCUAGGGACCAACCAACCUCCCAGACUUGUAUAUAUUGUCAGUCCCUGGCCUUUCCUUCAAUCCUUCCACCUUCAACACGUAAGGAGAGAAUUGUGCUUGGGCUGAGCUUGGUCUGGAAAACCCCACUGCCCAAGCAGUAAACUUUGGAGAAAAUGA
Messenger RNA from Trichosurus vulpecula (common brushtail), 2798 nucleotides. RefSeq names its product POU class 6 homeobox 1 (gene POU6F1). Gene Ontology annotation, molecular function: RNA polymerase II cis-regulatory region sequence-specific DNA binding; DNA-binding transcription factor activity, RNA polymerase II-specific. Gene Ontology annotation, biological process: regulation of transcription by RNA polymerase II. NCBI's taxonomy places the organism in Eukaryota, Metazoa, Chordata, Mammalia, Diprotodontia, Phalangeridae. The record is from RefSeq and is a predicted model, not a curated record. The transcript is spliced from 10 exons. Bases 27 to 1850 code for a protein of 607 amino acids.